AUGGGAUUCCGGGAUAUUCUAUCGAAACUCCUCCAUCGGCGCAGGGUGACAGACAAGAACGGGGCUGCUGUGACCUCACAGGACGCGGCUUCGGUGAGCGACAAAUCAGACUCAACAACGCUAGACGGAUUUGGUGAAUUGUCGGCCGAGGUACCUUCGCCCGAAACACUGUGGGAUGAUGCCUACGAUGUCCUCAAAGCCAAUGACCCCGAGCUUGUUGAUAAAUACGAGCGGUUGGUGAUUCGCGAGACCGAAGGCGAUAGGCGCGAUCUCUCAGAUCCAGGCUCAACGCAAAAAGGAAUUGCUCAGGAGGACCGGGCAAGAAGACGGAAGCAAAUGGCCCAGGUUCUCGAGCGCGGCCUACAAAGGAUCGAUAAGGAAAGCAAAGCGAAGCGACGCGUCGAGGAGACAAUGGCGCCAAUCUCCAGCCUGGAAGGUACUGUACGGGAAGCUGUUAAGUGGUCGCCGGAGGCGAAUCUUGCAUGGGCGGGCAUCUACUGCAUUUUCCAGGUACUCUCCAAUCCGGUCACAGAGACACGCUCGAAUAGAGAUGGGCUCGCAUACGUUCUAUCCAGAAUGCGUUGGUACAAUGAGUUAUCGAGACAAAUGUUUAAAGGGCCCAUGACAGGGUUGCAAACUGAGCUCAGAACUCGUCUUGUCGACCUCUACCAGGCUAUCCUGUCCUUCCAAAUGAGAAGCAUUUGCUCGUACUACAAGGAUAGGAGGGUGGUCUUUCUGCGCGAUCUUAUCCUGCUGGACAAUUGGGCAGACACUCUCAACGCGGUGAAGGAUAUGGAAGCAGCAUUGCAACAAGAUGUUAAUACUCACCUCAACGAUUCAAUCAUAUCCCAUCUACACAGCCUAGCGACCACGGCAGAGUCUUUGAACCAGGACCUGAUAUUUUCCUUCGAGAAAGCUUUGCAUGACCAAACCUUAACACUCAGGGAAAUGCGAUCAGACGACAAGAACAACGAGUGCAUUUCUUCAUUGCUUUCCGCCAGCCCUCUCAUAUCCAACCCGUGGCUGGAUAUGGACACCAUCGAGCAACUUAAGGGUGGCUUGUUGGAUGAAUUGCAUGCUUGGAUUUUAACGCAUCCCGAUGUUGAGCGAUUACGUACUGCAGACGAGCACCGCUUGCUCUGGAUCAAAGGCGGCCCAGGGAAAGGAAAAACAAUGCUCCUCAUUGGGCUGAUGAAACAUCUCGAGCGAUCAGCGUACGAUCAAGCUCUCGCUGUGUUUUUCUGCCAAGAUGGUACUACCAAAAACAACGCUGUCGCAGUACUUAGGGGUCUGAUCUAUUGCCUUGUUAAACAACGGCCUGGGCUCGUCGGUCAUAUUCGCGAGAAAUAUGACGACAACAAGGGCAUCUUUGAGGACGUCAAUGCGCUCUUCGUGCUCCAGAAGGUCCUACAGUCUAUGCUAUGUGAUCCAAAAUUGGAACAGGCAUACAUUGUAAUUGAUGCUCUGGACGAAUGCGAGUCGGACCGGAAGUGGCUUGUCAAGUUUAUUGCUACAGCUCUCGAGCUAUCACCUAAGGUCAAAUGGAUUGUUUCUAGUCGAAACGAACCACAUAUUGAGGACCAGUUGCGUGCAUGGAACCUGAAUAUGCAACUUCACCUUGAUCUCUCGGCCAAAGAAGUGGAACAUCACGUCACUCAAGGCGUCACGGCAUACAUCAAGGAGAGGGUGCUGAGCCUUCCGGGGUUGGAUAGGGACCUGGACUUGAAAGUCAGAGUGGAGUCGGUCAUGCACUCCAGGGCAGAGGGGACUUUCCUUUGGGCACACCUCGCCAUUCAAGAGCUUUAUAAUGUGAGCACUUGGAGUUAUCUUUCUGUUCUUGACGAAAUGCCGCCAGGACUACACGGAAUAUUUACGACAAUCCUACGCCGCAUUCAAAGUUUACCGAGAGAGGACCCGACAUUGUGUCGCGAGAUACUCUCCGCAGUGGCUCUUUCUUAUCGCCCGCUGACUGUCUCUGAGCUGCCCCUUCUUUGCGACCUGCCGGAAUCUAUCCGGGGGAACCCUGAAAACUUGAAGCGUCUUCUCUCAAUGUGCGGCUCACUCCUCCAUCUUCAAGGAGAUUCUUUACACUUUGUCCAUCUCUCGGCAAAGGAAUACCUGACCAAAAACGCUAGCAGCACCAUCUUCCCCCGGGGCUUACUGGCUGCCCACCACGGCAUGUUCUCACGGUCGAUCCAAGCAAUGGAAUCACACAAAGGACUGCGGAAAAACAUAUAUAACUUGCAGAGCUUAGCACCCUUGGGUGGACGGAUUAUUGCGCCUAGCCCAAAUCCUUUGCAGCCACUGCGGUACUCCUGUGUGUACUGGGUUGACCAUUUCUGUGAUGCUUGCCCUCUUGAAGGACAGACCUCACCGGAUCUGAAAGGUGAUUGUGACGCGGUGAAAGACUUUCUGAACCAGAAGUUUUUGCAUUGGUUUGAGGCUAUCAAUUUAAUCGGAGCUCUUUCCCACGCGUUAUCCAGCAUGGAGAAAAUGCAGGCCCUCCUCCAGCGGCUUCAAAAAGAGUCAGCUUUAUAUGCUCUCGUAAAUGACAUUCAUCGAUUUGCCAGGCAGUUUGGGACACUCAUCAGGGACGCGCCGCUGCAGCUUUAUGUUUCAGCCCGUUUAUUCACACCUGCUAAAAGCUUUGCACACCAGCUAUUCUCGAAUGAUUGCGCACCGGAUUGGGUAUUUUCAAGGUCCCUCGUUAAUGAUAAUUGGAGCCCGCUAAUUAAAACUAUCGUUCCCCGGUUUAUUCGUGGCAAGGAAUCUAUAUCAUGCGUGUCCAUUUCAGGAAACUCGAAAUUUGUGGCUUGCGGAACUUCGGCUGGAGUCGUGCAUAUCUGGGACACUGGUACAGGCUUGCUCAGAUGCCACCCUAGAAGCUACCAUCCCGGCUGGGUCAAAUGUUUGGCCUUCUCGCAGGACUGCACUCUGUUGGCUUCGGCCUGUAGUCGCAGGACCAUGAAGGUUAUCGAAACCACAAGUGGAUCACUCACACAGGAACUUGAGCUGGACGCAGAUCCAAUCAAAUCUAGCAUGUCGGUUUCGAACGACUCAAGUCUACUGGUGUUGGCGGUUGAUUCAAACAAGAUCAUGGUCUAUAAGACAGAUGAAUGGACCCUCGCAGCGAAUUUUCCAGGACAGUUUGCAGUCUUCUCUGAGGACUCGAGACAUCUGGCAGUAGCAUGUUGCGAUGAGGAUAGCAUUGGGAUACAAAUAUGGACAACGAACAACUGGUCCAGAAUCCCGACAUUCCAGCAUAAUGUUAAAAGCUCACGAGCGAAUUUUGGACCAAUGGUAUUCUGUCACGGCUCCGACGUAUUGGCUGCUACAAACACACAUAAUGAUGAGAGCCUCGAACUCUGGAGAUUGACCGAGGGACUUCAGUCUCGAUGGGUACUCGGACGUGAAUCAGAUUAUCACUGGCUGAAGAGCCAGAUAUGCCUUUCACCCGACGGUGGAAUUUUAGCGUGUGGAUUGCGCAACGGCCGCAUUGAGAUUUGGGAACUGCCAUCAGGGGAGCUCAAACACGUUCUCCAAGGACAUAGACUAUCCAUUGAUUCUCUCUCAUUCUCCAAAUUCGGUCUCCUGGUGUCGACGUCCAGCGAUAAAACCGUCAGGAUUUGGGAUACCUCAAUAUCAACUCGCGACAAGCUUGAGGACGACCGGUGUGGCAGCCUUCUAUUGCUGUCGCCUAACAACAAGCUCCUUGCAGCGGCUCAUGGAUUUGGAACGGUCUGGAUCUUGGACGCCGUAGACGGCAGUCUGAAGGAAACACUCCCCAAUCUCGAUGUUCAAGGUGCGGCGUUCUCACCCGACUCGACACUCUUUGCUGUCAUAACCUCAGAUGGAUAUCUCUACAUCUACGAUACCAGGACAUGGUCCUAUGAGAAAGUCGAAGCUACCGAUCUCUCGAGGAUCCCCGCGGAUUGCACCCUUGUCUUCUCCCGUGACUCCCGUCUCCUGGCUACUGCCGGUACGGGCCUCGAAUCGAGAAUAUGGGAUGUCAGAACCGGGGUUCUGAAGCACGAUACGCAACUCCAAGCCCACGCUGCCACUUUCUCAUCCGAUGGACAGCUCCUCGCCCUAACGGAUGAGGAGAACCUGCACUUGUUAAACAUGGCCGACUCCGAGCCCCUCAAUACCCGAAAGACAACAAAAUGCAUGGGCGACAAACGGGCAACGGCCCUUGCGUUGUCCCAGGGCGCAAGAUUCCUGGCGCUGUCAGUGGAAGGGCCAGCAUUUGGGUCAACAGAUUCUCACAUCUUUAUCUGGGAUAUACCCGGCGAGCGUGCGGUGCUCGGAUUCCGUGCUCUUGGUAUCGUCGAUGCCAUGGCCUUCGACACUGACAAUGCCUACCUGCAGACUAACGUGGGCCGCUUCACGUUAGACUUGAAUCUAAACCUGGAUGUGGAUGUGGAUGUGGAUGAGGACAUGCCCCCGCGCGCUAUUUCAACUUCCGCCCCUUGCAACGGGCCCCUGGUUCGGUACAUAGGAUACGCCUUCAGCGCGGACUUGAAUUGGAUUGAGUGGGAGGGCGAGAAAGUGGUCUGGAUCCCGCCGGAGUAUAGACUCACCCGUAAAAAGAUUUUCACCGUUGGGCAGGAUGAGCAAUCUGUUAUUUUUGCGUUUCAAGGACAGGUGGAGGGUGUUUUGGUGCUCAGGCUUGCUGCUUCUGGGGUGGGGACUGGUGGUGGCUUGUUAUGA
Messenger RNA from Aspergillus mulundensis, 4710 nucleotides. RefSeq lists its product as uncharacterized. Gene Ontology annotation, molecular function: protein binding. Lineage: Eukaryota; Fungi; Ascomycota; Eurotiomycetes; Eurotiales; Aspergillaceae. Bases 1 to 4710 code for a protein of 1569 amino acids. The record is from RefSeq and is a predicted model, not a curated record. The transcript is spliced from 3 exons.